AUGACUGAGGCGGCCGUCAUCGUGGAAGCCUUGGGCCCAUACGCCGCAAGCGCAGUGCGGCCGUCCAGCGCUCAGCCGCUGACCUGGCGCUCGGACUGCAGCGUUCAGUCGGUAGCGUUGUCGCAGCACUCUGGCCAGGCCAGCGAGGCCCGCGGGGACAUCGCGAUGUCUAUGCUGCAGGAGCUGCUCGGCCGCACACUCAUCACGCCUCAAGAGACACCAGUGCACACGCGUCCAGCGACGCCGCAAUUUUCUGGGCAGCCAAUACCAGACGCCAUCGGCGUGGACGCGCACGCAGCGAGUCCUCUUGCCAUAGCUGCCAACGUGGACAGUGCGAGCGUCCCAGAGCAGCAGCCCGCUCCACAAGACAGCUCCAGCGCUGCGGAGGCAAGCUUCGUGGACAGCAUGGCAGCCGUGGAGUUGUCGGCAAGGUCCAGUGAGCUGGAGGGCUCGCUGGCCAAGAAAAUCCUGGGCGAGAUGACGGGCGAGCCGCAGCAGAGCCUGAAGCCCCUGGAGGCACCCGAGCAGAGCAGCGCACCGCCACCGAUGCCGCCGCUGGCCACCAUGGCGGCGGCGAGCGUCCCAGAGCGGCAGCCCGCUCCACAAGACAGCUCCAGCGCUGCGCAGGCAAGCUUCGUGGACAGCAUGGCAGCCGCGGAGUUGUCGGCAAGGUCCAGUGAGCUGGAGGGCUCGCUGGCCAAGAAAAUCCUGGGCGAGAUGACGGGCGAGCCGCAGCAGAGCCUGAAGCCCCUGGAGGCACCCGAGCAGAGCAGCGCACCGCCACCGAUGCCGCCGCUGGCCACCAUGGCGGCGGCGAGCGUCGUCCGGGCGUCCUCGACCCCGAGGUCCAUGUCGGGCAUGUCGGCGAGGUCCAGUGAUGUGGAGGGCUCGCUGGCCAAGAACAUCCUGGGCGAGAUGAUCGGCUCGCCGCAGCAGAGCCUGCAGCCCCAGGAGGCGCCUGCGCAGAGCAGCGCCGCGCCCCUGGAGCCAGCGGCCGCCUCCCUGGCGGAGGCGAGCGCCGCCCCUGCGUCCUCGACUCCGAGGACCAUGGGAGAGAUGUCUGCGAGGUCCAGUGACGUGGAGGGCUCGCUGGCCAGGCACAUCUUGCUCGAGAUGAUGGACGAGCCGCAGAGCCUGCAGCCCCCGGCGGCACUGCCGCAGCAGAGCCCGCAGCCCCAGGAGGCCCCCGAGCAGGGCAGCGCGGCGCCGCCAGAUCCGCUGCGCGGCCUCUCGUUUGAGACGGCGCCGUCUCAGGUGGACGGGGUCUCGGCGCGCACCGGCAGCAGCAGCCUGGCUGAGGCCCAGGCGGGCGCUACGGCGAAGUCGCUGGUGGCAGGCAUUGUCAUUCCCGAGGGGGUGGCGGAAGCAGCACCGCCACAGCCACCCGCGAAGGCGGCCUCGUCGGCAGGGGUGGCGGAAGCAGCACCGCCACAGCCGCUCGCGAAGGCGGCCUCGUCGGCAGGGGUGGCGGAAGCAGCACCGCCACAGCCACCCGCGAAGGCGGCCUCGUCGGCAGGGGUGGCGGAAGCAGCACCGCCAGAGCCACCCGCGAAGGCGGCCUCGUCGGCAGGGGUGGCGGAAGCAGCACCGCCAGAGCCGCCCGCGAAGGCGGCCUCGUCGGCAGGGGUGGCGGAAGCAGCACCGCCAGAGCCGCCCGCGAAGGCAGCCUCGUCGGCAGGGGUGGCGCAGAGGGCCGCGGCUGCCGCCGCGGCACCCAGUGCGGUGGCGUCGGAGGCGAUUGCCCAGGGCUCGGCCCUCCCAGAUGAGAUCACGGUGGCGGAGCUGUCCCUGGUCACAGACGAGGGCCUGGAGGGCGCUCUCCCACGGUCGUUCGUGGACUCGGCCGCGGCCGCCGCGGAGGACGCCGCGGACCGGAGGAGCGACUUCUCCAAGAUCACCGCGGCCUCCUCCGAGCCCGAGGCCCGGUUUGCCCAGCACGUGAUGUCCGCCCUGGACCUGCAGGGGUCCGCCCUGGCACAGGAGUCUGGUCGCCCGGGAAGCCAGGACCGCCCGUUCUCUCGGAUGACGGCCGAGAACGACCCGGCGGAGAGUGCAGCGGGCGAGAUUGUCCAAGGUGUCAGUCUGGACAUCGUGACGCCAGGCUCCAAGGAGCCCGAGCGGUCGCUGGUCAUGGCCGAGACCGACCCCGCCGAGAGCGUGGCAGGAGACGUCGCCCGCAGCUUGGACUUGCGCGCCGUGCCGGCGAGUUUGGAGGUCGUUUUGUCGCUUCAUGCGGAAAGUGAGGUUGGCGAAACGCAGGACCCUUUAAGGCCGGUCUCUGCCGCCUCGCGGUAUAGCGCCAACUCGGGCGCGGUGGCGGCACAGGUGGCGGCGGGCAUCGUGGAGGACAUCGCCACCACCUACACCCAGAGAGGUGGGGCGCAGGGGUGUCCUCCACCAGAGGGUGGAGUGGAGACCAUCGUCUCGCCGACCGUGGCGUCCGCCCGCAGUGCGCUGGCGGAGGGGGCGCCACCGCAGAGCGUGGCGAUGCCUACGGAGGCCUCGGCCUCAGCUCCGCAGGGUGGCGAGGCAUCAUCCGUCACGUUUGCGGCAGCCUCGCCAACCUCGGCACAGGCGGUGGUCGCGGCCUCUGGCAAGGCUUCGACGGGUGAUCCAGCACUGUCUCAGCAGAGUGUCGUGCCUGGUGGUGCUGCCUCGACCGCCAAGUUGUCUGGAGAGUCAGACCAGGUUGUUGGGCAGAUGAUGACCGGCAUCAUUCUUGACCAUGCCUUCAGGCCAAGCACGUCCGAGGCCAGCGUGGCCUUCACCACUGCCACGGCUCUGGAGCGGGCUCCGUCGCUGAAGCCAGACCCGGCGAUGUCUGAAGGAGCCACGAGCCGCUUCACCGCCAACUCUGGCAUUGAGGAGGAGGCCCUCGCGGGCGACAUCAUCGCCGGCCUCGCCCACGUCUACCCCGAGUCUGCAGCGCCGACCAUGGUGUCGAUCACCGCUGAUUCGGCGGCGUCCAGCAUUGCCGGUGCACCUGCCGCACAGCCUCCCAAGCCCGCACGGCCACCGAGUGCUGCUUCGACGCAGGCCGCAGGAGCCCUGCCCUCGGGCGCUGCACCUGGUGGGCAGCCGUCCGAGCCCGCCCGGCCGCCGAGCGCCGCGUCCAGGAGGUCGGCAGGAUCGGCGCGCUCGCUGUCGGCAGGGACCAGCGGGGCUUGCUCGGUGGAGGAGGACGCCAUCGCUCACACCAUGGUCUCGGGCAUGUCGGACACCGCACGUGCGGAGAUGUGGGCGGCGCGGUCCCAGGAGCUGCCCGCCGAGGACGCCGGGAGCCCCCUCCCUGCCGUGAACACGGCUUACCUGCAGGCGACCUUUGACGAGCCAGCGGACACCUCGCAGACCACGACCUUCUACCCGGCCGGCAGCUGGGUGGCCACGAAGGCUGCGCCGGGCAUGGACUCGACGCUCCUGCCGGGCGUGGACGAGGACGCCCACGACGGCCUGGACCUGAAGUUUGACGUGGAGUACCAGAAGGUAGACCAUUCUGUCUUCAAGCAACAGCUGUUCGAUGGCCUUGUGGACCUCGGAGUGCAGAAAAAGUCGCUGGCAGUCGUCGAUGUGGCGCUCCGCGAGGGAUCCGUCAUCGCGGAGCUGCGCGGCCCGCACUUCGUCAUCGAGGAGAUCAGGGGGCGGGACCUGAACAAGCUGGAGAUCAUGGGCAAGCCGGCACACGUCAGUCCAUACCCGCCAUUGGGAAAGGACGCUGUGCUUCCGUCCCUGAUGGAGGGUGCCGAUGGACAGCGCUCCGAGGCGCAGUACUCGACCACCUCCAGCGCCCUGCAGGAUGACUUCAUGCGCACGACAGCCUCGCGGCUCGCCGACUCCGCCCUGCUCCAGGAGGCACUGGAGCCCGAGGCAGAGCUCACCGCCGACUCGGCCGCGCUGCAGGAGACCCUGCAUCCCAUGGACGACGCGGGCGCUGAGCUCUCUGAGGUUGGCCUGUCCGCCGCCUCCAGCGACGUCGAGGAGGACCUGCUGCGCACGACGGCCUCGCGCCUCGCAGACGCCGCCACGGCACGGGAGGCGCAGCGCCCCGACUCGCGGAGCGAGGCAUCGGAGGAGGUGCUCUCCACCCGCGGGGCCGACCGCGUGGCGGUCGACAUGGCCUCGGACCUGGCGGCCGCGGCCGGGGACGAGGGGCCACGCCCGCGCUCCGUCGACGAGGUGUCCGUCACCGUGGCCACGACCGAGGCGGAGAAUGACGCCUCGAGGCGCGCUGCCCAGCGCGCCGUGGACAAGGCCGCGAGGAUGGCCCAGGAGAGGUGUCGCAGCAGGACGCGGCGGGCGUCCAGGCACCACCAGCACCGCCGGCGCCGGCGGACAGCGCCUCCUCCGACGCGGAGGUGUACAUGUCCGCGCGGACGAGCGCGGCGGAGCAGGACACGGCCGCGGCGGCGGCCUUCCGCGCCUCGGCCUCGGCGGCAGCCGCCGGCUCCCGGGCGGCUUCCCCGACAGUGCGCCCCGACAGCGCGUCCGAGGUGGCUAUGUCGGCGCGCAGCUCGGCCGCAGACACGGAGGCGGCUCUCGGCUUUGCGCGCACCGUGGCCGCAGCGGCCCAGGCGUCGUCGGCGGAGGUCUCAAGUGCGAGGAGAGUUCGGCGCCCGGCGGCGACGCCGUGCAGGGUCUGACGAUGCCCGCCUUCGCGCCCCCGUCGGUGACCGCCGAGUCGGACGCCAUGAUGUCCGUCGGCAGCACCGCCAUGGCCUCCGACGCGGCCAGAGCCAUCACCACGAGGGCGGCGGUCGGCGCCUCGGCGGCUGGCGGCACCUCGUUGGCAGAGGCUGA
Messenger RNA from Prorocentrum cordatum, 4794 nucleotides. NCBI's taxonomy places the organism in Eukaryota, Dinophyceae, Prorocentrales, Prorocentraceae. The record is from the annotation of a GenBank genome assembly.